UUUGGUGGGACCGUGAAUGGCUAUUGAAAUUUGAAAGCAGUUGGUGGUGGUGAGUCAUACCGUUGGCAUCCGUCCAAGUCUCGGCACCUCUGAGGUUGGGAGUGAGAUAACGAAAACAUCAACCACCCAAGACUCACCCAAAACCAGAGAAUAACAAAGGGAGAGUUGGAGAGUGAGUGACGAAGAGAGAGAUGGCGAUGGCAAUGGCGCUUCGGAGGCUUUCAUCGUCCGUCGACAAGCCCGUUCGUAGCGUCUUCAAUGGCGGUUCCAUCUAUUACAUGGCAUCUUUACCGAAUGAAGCUGUAUACGAGAAGGAGAAAUCUCGUGUUACAUGGCCAAAGCAGUUGAAUGCUCCGCUGGGGGUUGUGGAUCCUGAAAUUGCAGACAUUAUUGAGCUCGAGAAAGCAAGACAAUGGAAGGGACUUGAACUCAUACCCUCCGAGAACUUCACUUCUGUGUCAGUUAUGCAAGCUGUUGGGUCUAUUAUGACAAACAAGUACAGCGAAGGAUAUCCAGGCGCUAGAUACUAUGGAGGAAAUGAGUACAUUGACAUGGCAGAAUCCUUGUGCCAGAAGCGUGCUUUGGAAGCAUUUCGGUUGGAUCCUGCAAAAUGGGGAGUGAACGUGCAGUCUUUAUCUGGCUCGCCUGCAAAUUUUCAAGUUUACACUGCACUAUUAAAAGCUCAUGAAAGAAUUAUGGCACUUGAUCUUCCUCAUGGUGGACAUCUUUCUCAUGGCUAUCAGACCGACACCAAGAAAAUAUCUGCAGUGUCUAUAUUUUUUGAGACAAUGCCAUAUAGAUUGAAUGAGAGCACUGGCUACAUUGACUAUGACCAGUUGGAAAAAAGUGCCACACUCUUCAGACCAAAACUAAUAGUUGCUGGUGCUAGUGCUUAUGCCCGUCUCUAUGAUUAUGCACGUAUUCGCAAGGUUUGUGACAAGCAGAAAGCUAUCUUGUUGGCAGAUAUGGCACAUAUUAGUGGGUUGGUUGCGGCUGGUGUUAUCCCAUCGCCAUUUGAGUAUGCAGAUAUAGUGACAACCACAACCCACAAGUCACUCCGUGGACCACGUGGAGCCAUGAUUUUCUUCAGGAAGGGGGUAAAAGAGGUUAAUAAACAAGGGAAAGAGGUUUUGUAUGACUAUGAAGACAAAAUCAAUCAGGCUGUCUUUCCUGGACUUCAAGGUGGCCCUCACAAUCACACAAUUGCUGGCUUAGCUGUUGCAUUGAAACAGGCUACUACUUCAGAAUACAAAGCUUAUCAAGAGCAAGUUCUCUCUAAUUGUUCAAAGUUUGCAGAGACUUUGAUCAAGAAGGGUUAUGAACUUGUUUCUGGUGGAACUGAGAACCAUUUAGUCUUAGUGAAUUUGAAGAACAAGGGUAUUGAUGGCUCCAGAGUUGAAAAGGUGUUGGAAUCUGUUCAUAUUGCAGCUAACAAGAACACCGUUCCUGGAGAUGUGUCGGCCAUGGUUCCUGGUGGCAUCAGGAUGGGAACCCCUGCUCUUACUUCUAGAGGAUUUGUUGAGGAGGAUUUUGUUAAAGUAGCAGAAUACUUUGACGCUGCUGUGACCGUGGCAGUGAAGAUCAAGGCUGAAACUACAGGGACAAAGUUGAAGGACUUCUUGGCCACAAUGCAGUCUAGCCCUCACCUCCAAUCUGAGAUUGCAAAGCUUCGCCAUGAGGUGGAGGAGUAUGCAAAGCAAUUCCCAACAAUUGGAUUUGAGAAAGAAACCAUGAAGUACAAGAACUAAUGUAGGCACUUCGAGCAUAAGCCAAAUGAUGUUCCAAGUAAAUGCAAGUGAAGGAGGGAUGAUGCAUCUGUGAGCUAUAGAUCAACAACGCAGAUGAAGAUCUUUUAUAUGAAUUCAGAUGAACAUUGAAAAGCUGUGUAUAUUUUAUAUAUACAUAUUAGCAGGAGGCUCUUUAAAGUUUAAAGCAAUAAACUUGUCUUACUUUUGAUCUAAGAAA
This is a messenger RNA of Vitis vinifera (wine grape), 1965 nucleotides long. RefSeq names its product serine hydroxymethyltransferase, mitochondrial. The coding region runs from base 192 to 1748 and encodes 518 amino acids. Gene Ontology annotation, molecular function: cobalt ion binding; pyridoxal phosphate binding; serine binding. The transcript is spliced from 16 exons. NCBI's taxonomy places the organism in Eukaryota, Viridiplantae, Streptophyta, Magnoliopsida, Vitales, Vitaceae. Gene Ontology annotation, biological process: tetrahydrofolate interconversion; L-serine catabolic process; folic acid metabolic process. The record is from RefSeq and is a predicted model, not a curated record. Gene Ontology annotation, cellular component: cytoplasm.